ACAACCCCUUUUUUUAUUUGUUUUGAGGAAAAGUCGAAACUUGCAUAAAUUUCUAAAAAUAAUACGAGUAGAUGUUCAAAUUAUUUUCUUUUAUAGAGCACGAAAUACAAACAUUAUUUAAGGAAACCAUUCAAUAAAAUCUAUUGAUAUUUAGAAAUUUCUUACUGUACUUUGUUUGGAUGAAUUCCAACCCAAUUCCAAAAAUAAAGAGGGAAAAGUGAAUUCUUUAAUUACAAUAACGAAACCCUAGUUUCUCUCCUCUCUUCUUCCGCAAACCUUUAAUUACUGCCAUGGCGGUGGCAGCUCCCGGCCAACUCAACCUCCAUGAAUCACCCACUUGGGGUUCUAGAAGCGUCGAUUGUUUUCAGAAAUUGGAACAAAUUGGUGAAGGAACUUAUGGGCAAGUUUUCAUGGCUAAAGAAAUUGAGACUGGAGAAAUUGUUGCUUUGAAGAAAAUAAGAAUGGACAAUGAAAAAGAAGGGUUUCCAAUAACUGCCAUUCGUGAAAUCAAGAUUCUGAAGAAGCUGCAUCAUGAAAAUGUGAUACAACUAAAGGAGAUUGUAACAUCCCCUGGUCCUGAAAAGGAUGAGCAAGGGAGGCCAGAUGGUAAUAAAUAUAAAGGUGGAAUCUACAUGGUCUUUGAGUAUAUGGAUCAUGAUUUAACUGGUCUUGCUGAUCGUCCUGGGAUGAGAUUUUCCGUUCCACAGAUCAAGUGUUACAUGAGACAACUUUUGACGGGACUUCACUAUUGUCACGUAAACCAAGUACUGCAUCGUGAUAUUAAAGGUUCAAAUCUUCUCAUUGACAAUGAGGGGAUGCUAAAGCUUGCAGAUUUUGGCCUUGCUCGCUCUUUUUCUAGUGAUCAUAAUGGGAAUCUCACCAACCGUGUUAUUACAUUGUGGUACAGACCUCCAGAGCUGCUGCUUGGUAGCACAAAGUAUGGUCCUGCUGUUGACAUGUGGUCAGUUGGAUGUAUCUUCGCGGAGCUGCUCCAUGGAAAACCAGUAUUUCCUGGCAAAGAUGAGCCAGAGCAAAUAAAUAAGAUUUUUGAGCUUUGUGGAGCUCCAGAUGAGGCCAACUGGCCAGGGGUUACAAAACUCCCUUGGUAUACCAACUUUAAGCCAAAUAGGCCAAUGAAGAGACGUCUACGGGAGUAUUUUAGACACUUUGAUCGACAUGCUUUGGAGUUGUUGGAGAGAAUGCUGACACUUGAUCCAGCACAGAGAAUUUCUGCAAAGGAUGCACUAGAUGCUGAAUACUUCUGGGCUGAUCCAUUGCCUUGUGAUCCAAAGAGUUUGCCAAAAUAUGAAGCAUCACAUGAAUUCCAAACAAAGAAGAAACGCCAGCAGCAAAGACAACAUGAAGAAGCAGCAAAACGUCAGAAACUUCAGCAUCCCCCACCACAUUCUCGUCUUCCACCUAUUCAGCAAUCUGGUCAAUCACAUGGUCAGAUGCGGCCUGGACCUAACCAGCCCAUGCAUGGUUCUCAUUCGUCAGUUCCUGCAGGGCCUGGCCAUCACUAUGGAAAACCUAGAGGGCCCUCUGCUGGAGGCCCCAACAGAUAUUCCCAGAGUGGAAAUCCUAGUGGUGGAUAUAGUCACCCUAAUCGUGCAAGCCAAGGUGGCGGCGGAGGGGGCUAUGGCAAUGCCCCCUACCCACAGCAAGGGCGUGUUCCGCCUUAUGGUUCAAGUGGCCCACGUGGUAGUGGGGCAAGCGGUUAUGGAGCAGGUGCACCAAAUUUUCAGCAAGGUGGUCCUUAUGGCGGUUCAGGUACUGGCCGAGGCUCAAAUAUGAAUCGUAAUCAGCAGCAGUAUGGUUGGCAGCAAUGACAUUACGAAUCCUAGAUGAGGUAGAAAGGAUCAUGCUAUAGGUUGAGCAUUGAAAAACUUCACACCAUAUAUAUUUCAAUUUGUCCAAAUCGAUCUGGUCAUGGCCCUGAACCUGGAAUUGUCAAAUAAAAUGAGUAAGGUUCAAUUUAAUCAAAGAUUCUUCUGGCCAUGGAGAACGUUGAAGAACCAAGAUGCAACAAGUGUGUGGGUGAUGCUCGGUGAUGAAUUUGUCAGUGUCUUACAUUUAGGACGUUUUGUUGUGGUUGUAUCUAUAUUUGCUGCAUUUCAGAUUUGAUGAUUGAGCUUAAUAUAAGAAGUUGCUGGAGGUGUGCUCUUUAUGUGCUAAUAAUAAUGCAUCAGAUAGCCUGCUGAGCUAAGCUGCUACCUUCCCCUUCCUUUUGCCCAGUUUUGUUGGGCUGAUGUAUGAUUCUAAUGUUCAUGUUGUAUGAAAUUCAAAUUACAAUAAACUUACCUUGUUGGUUGAUUGAUAUUUUUUUUUUUUUUUUUGGUGUAUAGAGAGCCAGGGAAAAUUGUCUAGAACUACUCGGAAGAUAGGCCCAUUUGUGAACAACUACCCAUUUUUUUUAUUUGUUUACAACUAUCCGCAAGUUUGAAAAAGUUUGGGUAGAACUACCCAUUAACGUUUUCCAUCCAAAAAACCGUUAGUGGGCCCCACAUUGUACACGUGUCAUUUUUUUAUUGGAUAAAAAAAU
This is a messenger RNA of Chenopodium quinoa (quinoa), 2542 nucleotides long. Its product is annotated as cyclin-dependent kinase C-2-like. NCBI's taxonomy places the organism in Eukaryota, Viridiplantae, Streptophyta, Magnoliopsida, Caryophyllales, Amaranthaceae. Gene Ontology annotation, biological process: positive regulation of transcription elongation by RNA polymerase II; protein phosphorylation. Bases 291 to 1829 code for a protein of 512 amino acids. The record is from RefSeq and is a predicted model, not a curated record. Gene Ontology annotation, cellular component: nucleus; cyclin-dependent protein kinase holoenzyme complex. The transcript is spliced from 13 exons. Gene Ontology annotation, molecular function: cyclin-dependent protein serine/threonine kinase activity; ATP binding; RNA polymerase II CTD heptapeptide repeat kinase activity.